This is a messenger RNA of Linum trigynum, 3763 nucleotides long. The record is from the annotation of a GenBank genome assembly. Lineage: Eukaryota; Viridiplantae; Streptophyta; Magnoliopsida; Malpighiales; Linaceae.
GGCCACCAAAACGUUUCAGUUUCUAUCUAAAGUCACUUAGUCACAAAAACUGGUAAAAACAUGGGUAAAAUCAGUAAAAUCGCUUAAAAUCAGUAAAAUCGCGAUUCUGAAGCGUUUUUAUACGAUUUUGAUCAUCUCAUAAAAAUGUGCUAAUUGGCCCAAAAUGAUGUAAGUUUGGAGACAUAUCAGCAAAAAAUAAAAAAAGGAUAACAUGAUUCAUCACUCAUUCUACUACUAGUGUCGAGAUAGGGGCUUCACAUUAGGUUGAAAAGACACCUAAUGGUAUUCUCAACAGCCGUCGACCUUCUAUCAGUCUUCUCCCUUAAUCUUCAACUGUGGCUCUUACCUGGGGUACGACAAAAAUUUAUGGGUAAUUGAUCGUAUGUAAUUAUGUAAACUCAAACCAGCUUAUGAGAAUUUGGAUUCUCAAACUCGUUUACGGGUUACGAUCUACGUUUAUGAGCUUAUUAUUAAGAUGUUAAGAGUUUUCUCUACUUUUGAGUAAACACAAAUUAGUUUAUGUGUUAGACAUUACAUUUUAAUUAUGAAUUUCAUGUAGUUAUUCACUUAUCUAAAAUCUACACACUCACAUUUUACAUACUAUAUGUUGUACUUAACAUAUUUUAGCUAUUUUAGAGGGUGCGUAAAAAACUUAUGCUUUUACGCUUUGACUCUACGUUUUACGAUUUUACCCAUUUUCCGCUUCUAUGUAGAAUUGCGCUUUUAACUGCAUUGGGAAUUACAACUUGGACCUAAUUGAGGAGCUAGGGGGAAUCAUAUCUAAGUGAAUUCACAACUUGUAAUUAGUAGAGUAGUCAGUAGAGUAGUUUAUAAAUCAAUCCUUAAUCUAGUUUGCUAGAUAAUGAACUGAAGCUGAGUAAUAGUAACUCUAGAGACCCGUGGAUUCGAUAUUUAUUACUUGUGCCACUAUACUGCAGUCCCUUUCAUUGGUUACACUUGGCCAUUGUUAGGUGUUGUGUUUUAGAGCAUCAAGUUUUUGGUGCCGUUGCCGGGGACUUUCUAGAUUAUUAGGAAAGGCAGAAGUUUGUUACUUUAGCGUUUUUCUUUCUUUUCCACCCUUGCUUUUCACUUGGGUGUUAUUGUUUUUGUUGGUGCAGAUCUGAAUCAUGGAUCCGCAUGGCUUCUCCAACCAGUACCCCCACCAUCCGAGUGGUAUUACCCCGAGACUCCCUGGAGCAAUCAAGGAGGAGAAGACUAUGGAUUCGGGUUCCAGUACCAACCCCCUUUCUACGGAGAACAACCAGACCCCUGAGCAUAUCAAGAACAACCUCAUUACCAAGAAGACUUUCUCCCACAACCAGAAGGGCCAUCGGAGCUGGAGUUACCCAUGGCGGCCUUCACGGGCCACUCUGCAGAGCCAUGCUACACUUCACUGGAAGAUCCGAACAAACAAUUAAGGCUUCUCGUGGAGCAGUUUGCUCAAGACACUGAGAAAUCAUGCUCCAAGAUGGAUCUUCAAAUCAAAGCCCUUGCUGUUUCUGAUCCCUCAUUUCUCCAUGAUAUGGAGGAGACUGUUCAGCGCUCAGCGAAGCAAACAGAGUGGGUGGAGCAAGUUUGCUCACAUCUUGCUCAAGAUCACCUUUCUGCUACCACGCUAGAAGAGGUGGCGGAUGACAAAGGCUACGGGGAUGUUGAGGAGCAUACAGAAGUUAUCACAGAGAACUCCCAUGAUAAUCAUGAUCAGGAAAGUCCUCUGGUUGCAGAUCACACAAUUCCUUAUUUCUGCUCUAACAUGCUGGGCCCGAGCGAGGAGAUGCAAGAUGAUCUCAUUGAAGAAAUUACAUGGCGACUUGCUCUCCAAUCUGUGCUAGAAGAAGAAGAGCAAGAAAGGGUGCAGAAAGAAGUUGUGGAGGAUGGCGAAAGUGAAGCAGGAGGAGCUCUUGAUCAUUUCCCAGGGGUGAUACCACAUGAAGAAGAAAGGGGGGUUGAAGAAGCAAUUGGCGUCCAGGCUGAGGACGGAGUUAAGGUGGAAGAGGCCUGCAUCGGCCAUGAGUUACAUGUGAUAUCUCCACCAAACUUUGAGGAGCUGCUUGGCAAGGACCCAUUUGCAGUGUCUCUUUGCCAGACCAAGGCCACAUCGACAUCGGUCCCUCUUGGUGGACGCGAUGGUGGCCAAUCGAUUCUGUCAUAUCUGGUUUGGGGCAAUGAGACGAGAGAAGAGAAGAAGAGGUCUCGAGGGUGGAGACUUCAUCUGCAUCAAGUACAUGAGCCUUCAUCACCUGCCACACCACAUGCUCGUGACUUGAGACUCCACCUCAUCGACGAGAACCUCAACUUCAAGGAGGUUCUAGCAUGGACCGAAACUUAGGAGCCAUCGUCCGGCUCACGCCGUGAAAAAAGCGCUUGUUGGGAGGCAACCCAACCAGUCGGUUUGCAUUUCUUUCUCUAUUUCUCCUCGGUUGAGUCAGUUUUGUUAUUUGAUUUUAGAGUCAAUAACUCAACCUUUGUGAGAUUUUGUGUGGUGUUUGUGUUCUGAUUACUCUCUCUUUCUGGAAUGCACCACCUGACCCGUUCAUCAUCAUUCACCCUCGAUCUGGUAACUUCGUUCUACCCUCCUUAUCUUUCCUCCAUUGAGGAUAAUGUCUUGCUUAAGUGUGGGGGGGGGGGUGGGUGUUCGAUUAUUUAUGUGGGUGAAUGUUUGGCUGUUUGUGUGCUUGGAGCCUAGUCCACUGUCCAAAUCUCAAGAUUUGAGGGCUCCAAGUACGGCUAUUUGAUCAUAUUGGCACUGUGUUUUGAUUGGUGAAUUGAAUGGUUUUCGGAUUGAUGCAUGACAGCUUGAUUGUGACUAGGACAACCUAUGAUGAGGACUGAGACGUGCAGUAGAAUUGUGUAGGGGUUCAGUUUUUCAACUGUUUGCUUACCAACUGUGACUUGGAUUGAUUACUUGUUCUUGACAGUCGCUUAUGCAUCUAGUUCAGGGUAUCAGAAUGUGAUAUAGAGCAUAUAGGUAGCCAUGUGAGAUUUGAGCCUGCUCGUUUCUUUCUUGUGCGAUAGAUCCCUCUUCCAGGAUGUGUAGCAUUCGCGUUGUCACUAGCUAAGAUGAUGGGGGCAUAGGAUUAGCCCACGACCAAAUUUGACUGUCCUGAUGUGUCAUAUCCCCUAGUCGGCCCUUUUGAGCCGUGUGUUAUCCUUUCUUUUGGUCUGAAAUGAAAAAAAAAAUCACCCUUUUUGCAUCUUUUAGAAGGUUCCACAGAGUGGUUUUUUUUACAUAUUCUCUACUGUUUCUGCUAAAUUUGAUGUGAGUGUUGGAGGUAGUGCUUAAAAGUUGGGCUGGGCAUGUGUUUGAAAUAUGUGCAGAAGUGGUGGCUCUCUUAAGAAAUGAAAAGAAAAUGAAAGAAAAAACAAAGAAAAAUUGAAAGCAAAGAGAGCCACUACCAAAAAUCUGAAUAAUGGCCAGUAAGUAGUGUUUCUUAGCAGUCUGGCUUGGAAAUGCUAACAUUUAUACCUCCUUCGCUCUUGUGCUCUUGAGAUAUUGAGUAAUGCAGAAUAGCAGAAAGGAAAUACCGGUUUGUUUGACUGUGAUUGUGUGGGUUUGGAAAUGUGGAACCUUGUGCUAUGAAUACUUCCACCACCCAAAAGGCCUUUUCCCCAUGUCCAAGACCCUAGCCAGUCAUUUGAACCUGUGUCUAAGACCUCCUGAUGAGUUAGUGGUGACACCCCAUAUGUGAACUCUAGCAUUUAGAGGCUGCCAUCAUGGUGAAGAGAUGUUAGGGAUUGAGAGAAAUAACAUGCGCAUGUUUCG